Molecule: messenger RNA, 726 nt
Organism: Dreissena polymorpha
Lineage: Eukaryota; Metazoa; Mollusca; Bivalvia; Myida; Dreissenidae
Product: 60S ribosomal protein L9-like
Exons: 5
Coding region: 101-670 (189 amino acids)
Biological process (GO): cytoplasmic translation
Cellular component (GO): ribosome; cytosolic large ribosomal subunit
Molecular function (GO): structural constituent of ribosome; rRNA binding
Source: RefSeq, a predicted model, not a curated record
UACUUCAAACUUCGUUGAGUGUAGCCUUUACAAACAACAGGCUAAUCAAUUACUGCUAUGUUACUUCCUUUUCCGGUCAAAACUUCGCUGAGCAGAAGCAAUGAAGACUCGGCUGACAACACAGACGAUCAAAAUUCCUGAUGGAGUUGAAGCAAAGGUCAGGUCCCGUAAGGUUAUUGUGAAAGGAUCUCGUGGAACUCUGUCCCGUACAUUUAAGCAUUUGGCCGUCGACAUCACCAUGGAUGGCAAGAAGAAAAUUAAAGUUAUUAAGUGGUUUGGCAAGCGCAAGGAAUUGGCUGCAGUCAACACCGUUUGCAGCCACAUUAAGAACAUGUUCAAAGGAGUAACUAAGGGCUACUUGUACAAGAUGCGCUCUGUUUAUGCUCACUUUCCCAUCAACGUGGCUGUGGCUGAAGACAAGAAGUCAAUGGCGAUCCGCAACUUCUUAGGUGAGAAGUUCACACGUCACGUCAACAUGUUGGAUGGAGUCACCGUCAAUGUUGCUGCCGGCGCUAAGGACGAGUUCCAUGUGCAGGGAAAUGAUGUUGAACUUGUGUCAAGAUCAGCUGCCCUGAUUCAACAGUCCACCGCAGUGAAAAACAAGGAUAUCCGAAAGUUCUUGGAUGGCAUCUAUGUGUCAGACAAGACCACUGUGGUUCCAGACGACUAGACAUUUAGGUGAUCAUGUUUCAUGUCAUUGGAAAUAAAGAGAGAACUGAAGAGAGA